This is a messenger RNA of Merops nubicus (carmine bee-eater), 1518 nucleotides long. It is a transcript of the gene NCAM2, whose product is annotated as neural cell adhesion molecule 2. NCBI's taxonomy places the organism in Eukaryota, Metazoa, Chordata, Aves, Coraciiformes, Meropidae. The annotation marks the transcript as partial. Gene Ontology annotation, molecular function: protein binding. The transcript has 9 exons. The record is from RefSeq and is a predicted model, not a curated record.
AUGCUCCAACAUUUGUGUCAAAUCAGACCAUGUAUUACUCUUGGGAAGGCAAUCCCAUCAAUAUAAGCUGUGAAGUGCUAGCAAAUCCAUCUGCCUCAGUUCAGUGGAAAAGAGGAAAAUUAGUUUUACCAGUUAAAAAUACGACACAUCUGAAGACCUACAGUACAGGAAGAAAGCUGAUUCUAGAGAUUGCUCCCACAUCUGACAGUGAUUUUGGACGGUAUAAUUGUACAGCCACAAACAGAAUAGGAACAAGAUAUCAGGAGUAUACACUUGGUCAAGCUGACGUGCCAUCUAAUCCUUCUGGAGUACGAGUUUUAGAGUUGUCACAAACCACUGCCAAAGUUUCCUUCAAUAAGCCGGAUUCACAUGGAGGUGUGCCCAUUCAUCAUUACCAAGUGGAUGUAAAAGAGUUAUCCUCAGAAACCUGGAAAAUAGUUCGCUCCCAUGGAGUUCAAACAAUGGUUGCUCUCAGCAAUUUGGAACCAAAUACAACGUAUGAAAUCAAAGUAGCUGCUGUAAAUGGAAAAGGGCAAGGAGAGUAUAGCAAAAUUGAGAUCUUCCAGACCCUACCUGUCCGGGAGCCAAGCCCCCCUUCAAUUCAUGGACAACCAGGAAGUGGCAAGAGUUUUAAACUUAGCAUAACUAAACAAGAUGAUGGAGGUGCCCCCAUUUUGGAAUAUAUUGUCAAGUACAGAAGUAAAGAUAAGGAAGACCAGUGGCUAGAGAAAAAAGUGCAGGGUAGUAGAGACCACAUCAUCUUAGAGCAUCUUCAGUGGACCAUGGGUUACGAAGUACAAAUUACAGCUGCCAACAGACUGGGUUAUUCUGAACCAACAUUGUAUGAAUUCAGCAUGCCACCAAAGCCCAACAUUAUUACAGACACUCUUUUUAAUGGUCUUGGACUUGGUGCUGUCAUUGGCCUGGGAGUGGCAGCCCUUUUGUUAAUCCUGGUUGUGACUGAUGUUAGCUGCUUCUUUGUACGACAAUGUGGAUUGCUAAUGUGCAUCACCAGGAGGAUCUGUGGGAAAAAGAACGGUUCAAGUGGAAAAAGUAAAGAACUGGAAGAAGGAAAGGCUGCUUACUUGAAAGAUGGAUCAAAAGAACCAAUAGUGGAAAUGAGAACAGAGGAUGAAAGAAUUACCAAUCAUGAAGACGGGAGCCCAGUAAAUGAGCCAAAUGAAACAACUCCCCUCACAGAGCCAGAGAAGCUGCCACUAAAGGAGGAAAAUGGGAAAGAAGCUUUAAAUCCAGAAACCAUAGAAAUCAAAGUUGCUAAUGACAUCAUCCAGUCAAAAGAAGAUGAUAGCAAAGCAUAAUAAGAUAAACUACAGCUGUCUGGAUAAUGCAUUUGGAUCGAAGUAACCACGUGACCAAAACUUUGCAGCUGACCUUAAUUUCUUAGGAAACUUAAGCUUGGAAUAGCUAGUACAUGUGUACAUAUGAUGAAACAGUUUCUGUCUACAGUUCCUUUCUAUUUUUUUGUUAAUUGUUUUAGUAUGUAUUUUGCUGACACCA